AUGUCGACAUCGGGACAACCGAUUCAGUCUCGCGGCUUUCAGACCUCGCUUGAUCUUGCCCGCAGAACCGUUUAUGAUGUAGCGCCGGUGGCAGGGCACAAGAGGCCAUCGAACGAGCAGCCUUUUGAGUCCGCCGAAUCAGUCUCGGGCGUCCAACACAUGACAGUGUUGUCCGGGCCCAACGACGCGCCCAAUAUCCUAGAGUCAACACCCUUGGAAUCAGCUCGAGCCUUGGCCCCUCCGUCGGGUCGAUUUACCGCUAGCAGGAUCCGUUCGGGCGCGGGCGCCUCAUCCCCAGAGGAUGAGCCAACGAGGGUCCCUUCCAUCGCCCCGGGUUCCAGUCAGAAUCCCCUGCUGGCCCUGUCGCAUCCCAAAUACGGCUUGCCCCCAGCGCUGACGGCCAAAUUUGCGGCCUUAGGUGUCAAGACCAUCUAUCCAUGGCAGGCCUCGUGUCUACUGGCUCGCGGCCUGUUGUCUGGGGAACGGCAUUUGGUUUACACUGCCCCCACGGGUGGAGGUAAGUCCCUGGUCGCUGAUGUAUUACUUCUCAAGCGGAUCAUUGAAAACCCUACGCGCAAGGCCAUCUUGGUCUUGCCGUAUGUCGCCUUGGUCCAGGAGAAGCUCAAAUGGAUGCGUCGCAUCGUGCAAGAUGUGGAAAAACAUCUUCCUGACCAGGAAGAGGAUUCCAACGGCCCGCACAAGCGAUGGAAACGAUUGCAGAAAUCGGUUCGCGUAACUGGAUUUUUCGGCGGCAGCCGCACGACGGCCACCUGGGCUGAUACCGAUAUUGCCGUCUGUACCAUAGAGAAGGCCAAUUCCUUAAUCAAUACUGCCAUCGAGGAGUGUACCAUUGGUGAUCUCGGCGUGGUGGUGCUAGAUGAACUCCACAUGCUCGACGACGAGCACCGGGGGUACCUUUUGGAACUCAUGGUCACCAAACUGCUGUUGCUUCAGCAGGACAUCCAGAUUGUUGGCAUGAGUGCGACGCUUUCUAACACCGAGAUGCUAGCUCAGUGGAUGAACGCGAAGUUUUAUAUAUCCACUUAUCGCCCGAUCCCAAUUGACGAGUACCUGGUCUAUGAGAAUGCGAUCUACCCGGCUGCGACAUCGAGGCAACUCUUUCAAACCGCAUCCAAGUUGACAGCUUCUACUUCCUUACACGAUACUAUCCCUCCCUAUCGAAUCAUCGAGCCUUCGUCAUUCAAAGAGCUCAGCAAUUCUGCCACAAAUGCAAUGAUUGCAUUGGCAGUCGAGACAGCUGCCGCCGGCUUUGGGGCGUUGGUUUUCUGCGGCAGUCGUCAAGCGUGCCAGAUCCACGCUGCCACCAUCAGCGAGGCAAUGCCCAACUUACCCGCAGACGGGACCGAUGAAAUGAACAAGCGAUUAGAUCUUCUUGCCGAAUUGCGGAGUCUCACAUGUGGACUGGACCCCGUUCUUCAGACAACGAUUGUCAAAGGGGCUGGGUUUCAUCAUGCUGGCAUGACGACAGAAGAACGGGAGUUGAUUGCCCACGCCUACGACCAGGGCGUAUUGAGGGUACUAGUAGCCACCUGCAGUCUCGCCGCUGGGGUGAAUCUUCCUGCUAGACGAGUCAUCAUAAACGGUGCUCGAAUGGGUCGCGAAUUAGUGGGCCCUGCAAUGCUACGCCAAAUGUGUGGACGCGCUGGACGCAAAGGCAAAGAUGAAGCCGGGGAAACCUAUUUAAUAUGCGUCAAGGCCGACAUGCAGGCUGUUUGUGACUUACUAGAUGCGGACAUGCCAGCUAUCAAGAGCUGUUUGGCCCCCGAGAAGAGAGGCCUCAAGAGAGCGCUGUUGGAAGCGAUCGCAACAGGAUUGGUAUCCGGAUGCGAAGCGAUAAAAGAAUACGUGCGAUGUACGCUUCUAUGUCGCACUCUCGAUAAGAAGCUUGUGUACACCAUCAUGAAGUCUGCAUUGCAGGAAUUGGUCGAUGAAGAGCUGGUUCUUUUCAAAGAGGACGAGUCCUACGAAGCCACACAGUUAGGAUCCGCUGUUGUGGCAUCGGCCUUUUCUCCUGAGGACGGACUCUUCGUCUAUGAGGAGCUCAAACGAGCCCUGCAAGCUUUCGUCAUGGACGGCGACAUGCAUAUAUUUUACAUGUUUACUCCCCUGCAAGCAGCCAUGAGCACCCCGAUUGACUGGCCAACUUUCCGCGACCAGCUAGACCGACUCGACGAGAGUGGGAUUCGUGCACUGCAGUUCGUCGGGGUGCAGCCAGGAUUUGUGAACAAGAUGGUCCUAUCCGGCGCCACUCUCAAAGAAACAACCCCCGAUCAAAUCAAACAAGCUCGCAUCUACCGUCGCGCCUACACGGCCUUCCAGCUACGCGACCUGAGCAACGAGGUCCCCCUCUCGACCAUCGCCCAGCGCUACCAAAUCCCCCGCGUUUCCGUGCAGACGCUAGCGCAGCAAUGUCACGGGUUCGCCGCGGGCAUUGUCAAGUUCUGUCAGCGUAUGAACUGGGGCAUGCUGGCUGCCGUGCUGGACCAUAUGCGGGAUCGACUCGAGGCCGGCGCCCGCGCCGAUCUGCUCGAGAUGGCGCAGGUGACGUUUGUGAAGAGCUGGACGGCCCGGCUGCUUCGCGAGAACGGGUUUCGGAAUCUGCGGGCUUUGGCUGAAGCCGAUCCCAAGGAUCUUGUGCCGGUGUUGAUGAUGGUGAACCCUCGCAAGGCGCAGAAGAGCCAGCUCUUUCCUACCGAGGCCGAGCGGUAUGCUGCCAAACUGGUGGUUAAGGCGGAGGCGAUUGUUGCCUCUGCGAAUAAAAUCUGGGAACGGGAGAUGCAGCUAGACUUGGAGGAAUGA
Molecule: messenger RNA, 2820 nt
Organism: Penicillium alfredii
Lineage: Eukaryota; Fungi; Ascomycota; Eurotiomycetes; Eurotiales; Aspergillaceae
Product: DEAD/DEAH box helicase
Exons: 9
Coding region: 1-2820 (939 amino acids)
Molecular function (GO): ATP binding; nucleic acid binding
Source: RefSeq, a predicted model, not a curated record